AUGAAGGGGAUGCUGCCGCUGGAGACGCUCACCGCGGUGGUCGAUGCCCCGUCUGAGGUCACCACUUAUCUGCUUCUUCUGCUGCUGUCUUUGCUGCUCUUCACCACCUGGAGACAAAAACAUCACUCGCACAUACCAGGUCCUUCCUUCAUGGCAGGACUUGGCCCGAUUCUCUCCUACACGAGAUUCAUCUGGACUGGGAUUGGCACAGCAAGCAACUACUACAACAACAGAUAUGGCAGCAUUGUCCGGGUUUGGAUUAACGGAGAGGAGACCAUCAUUCUGAGCAGGUCCUCAGCAGUCUACCAUGUUUUGAAGAGCGCCCACUACACGUCCAGAUUCGGGAGCAAAAAAGGGCUCGAGUGUAUCGGCAUGCAGGGGAGGGGCAUCAUUUUUAACAGUGAUGUUCCUCUGUGGAGAAAAGUGAGGACAUAUUUUUCUAAAGCUCUGACGGGCCCCGGCCUCCAGAGGACUGUGGGAAUCUGUGUGAGCUCCACAGCCAAACACCUGGACAGCCUGCAGGACAUGACCGACCCCUCUGGACAUGUGGACGCCCUCGGUCUCCUGAGAGUCAUUGUGGUGGACAUCUCCAACAGGCUGUUCCUCAGGGUGCCAUUAAACGAGAAAGACCUGCUGAUGAAAAUCCACAGCUACUUCGAGACCUGGCAAGCAGUUCUCAUAAAGCCUGAUAUUUUCUUCAAGAUGGGAUGGCUGUACAACAAGCAUAAGAUGGCAGCUCAAGAGCUGCAAGAUGUGAUGGAGAGUCUGCUUGAAAUUAAAAGAAAGACCAUUAAUGAAACUGAGAAGCUGGAUGAUGAUCUAGACUUUGCGACAGAGCUCAUCUUUGCCCAAAACCACGGAGAGCUUUCAGCAGAUAACGUCCGGCAGUGCGUGUUGGAGAUGGUGAUCGCAGCCCCUGACACACUCUCCAUCAGCCUCUUCUUCAUGCUGAUGCUGCUGAAACAGAACCCGGACGUGGAGCUGCAGAUAGUGGAGGAGAUGAACACUGUCCUGAGUGAAAAAGCUGUAGAAAAGAUUGAUUAUCAACGUCUGAUAGUGCUGGAGAGCUUCAUCAACGAGUCUAUGAGGUUCCAUCCUGUGGUUGAUUUCACCAUGAGGAAAGCUCUGGAAGACGACAACAUCGAAGGCACCAAAAUCAGGAAAGGAACCAACAUCAUUCUCAACAUCGGUCUCAUGCAUAAAACUGAAUUCUUCCCAAAACCCACAGAGUUCAGCCUGAUGAACUUUGAAAAAACAGUGCCCAGUCGUUUCUUCCAGCCCUUCGGCUGCGGGCCUCGCUCCUGCGUGGGCAAACACAUCGCCAUGGUGAUGAUGAAGGCCAUCUUGGUCACCCUGUUGUCUCGUUACACCGUGUGUCCUCGCCAAGGCUGCACCCUUGACAGCAUCAGGCAGACCAACAACCUGUCCCAGCACCCUGUGGAGGACGAGCACAGCCUGGCCAUGCGCUUCAUCCCUCGAUCAACACAACCUCAGUGCAGUCAGCUCUGA
Molecule: messenger RNA, 1509 nt
Organism: Stegastes partitus (bicolor damselfish)
Lineage: Eukaryota; Metazoa; Chordata; Actinopteri; Pomacentridae
Product: aromatase-like
Exons: 9
Coding region: 1-1509 (502 amino acids)
Biological process (GO): female gonad development; response to estradiol
Cellular component (GO): endoplasmic reticulum
Molecular function (GO): iron ion binding; heme binding; aromatase activity
Source: RefSeq, a predicted model, not a curated record